GAGAAGGAAAACAGAGAGACAGAGUCACAAGUUGUACUCAAAACAUCCCUCGUUACGCGUGUGGGCGGGAAGGAGCUCCCUCCCUCCCUCUCUGGCUCUCUCCGUUGGGGUUAAGAGAUUUUUAUGCUCUUAACACAAACAAACCCAAUUUCACAAUGUACAAGCUAGCUACUACUCGAAACGUCGUCGUUUACUUCCCUCGCUUCCGUUCCCUUUCUCUUUUCCGUCAAUCUCCUCCUCCUCCUCCUCCUUCUUCUUUUAUUCCCUCUCGCUUCUUCCGAACAAAUGGACGUGUACAGAAGAUAUCAUGUUUUCAAGACAGGAAAGCUUCAAGGGGGAGUAGUAAAGUGACCAAGAAGCUUAGAGUAUCAAAUAAUUUUUUAGAUGAUAAAGAUCUUUCUCACAUAUUAUGGUGGAAAGAGAAGUUGGAGAUGUGCAAAAAGCCGUCAACAGCGAAUCUAAUCGAAAGGCUUGACUAUUCAAAUUUGCUUGGCAUGGAUACUAACUUGAAAAAUGGAAAUCUGAAGGAAGGAACGCUUAACUGGACAAUAUUGCAGUUCAAGUCGCAAUUUCCACGUCAAGUUUUACUCUGCAGGGUUGGGGACUUCUAUGAAGCUGUUGGGAUAGACGCUUGUAUUCUUGUUGAAUAUGCAGGUUUAAAUCCCUUUGGUGGUCUACGAUCAGAUAGCAUCCCUAGAGCUGGUUGCCCUGUUGUGAAUCUUCGACAAACUUUGGAUGAUCUGACACAUCAUGGUUUUUCAGUGUGCAUUGUGGAGGAAGUUCAAGGUCCUGCACAAGCUCGAUCCAUGAAACAUCGUUUUAUAUCUGGGCACGCUCAUCCAGGAAAUCCCUAUGUAUAUGGACUUAUUGGGGUUGAUCAUGAUAUUGAAUUUCCAGAACCUAUGCCUGUAGUAGGAAUUUCUCAUUCGGCAAGGGGAUAUUGCAUUAAUAUGGUCCUAGAGACCAUGAAGUCAUAUUCUUCUGAUGACUGUUUGACAGAGGAAGCAGUUGUUGCAAAGCUUCGAACUUGUCGAUACCAUCAUUUAUUUUUGCAUACAUCUUUGAGGAGGAAUUCUUGUGGAACGUCCAAUUGGGGAGAAUUUGGUGAAGGAGGCCUCUUGUGGGCUGAAUGUAAAUCCAGACAUUUUGAAUGGUUUGAUGGCAACCCUGUUUCUGAUCUUUUGUUAAAGGUAAAGGAGCUUUAUGGUCUUGAUCAUGAGGUUAUGUUUCGGAACGCAACUGUGUCUUCGGGAAAUAGGGCUCAACCUUUAACUCUUGGAACAUGUACACAAAUUGGUGUCAUUCCGAUAGAUGGAAUACCUUCUUUGUUGAAGGUCUUACUUCCCCCACAUUGCAGAGGAUUACCAGUACUGUAUGUUAGGGAUCUUCUUCUGAACCCUCCUUCCUAUGAGAUUGCGUCCAAAAUUCAAGCAACAUGUAAACUUAUGAGCAGUGUAACAUGCUCAUUUCCAGAAUUUACGUGUGUUUCUUCAGCAAAGAUUGCUAAGCUACUUGAAUGGAAGGAGGCUAAUCAUAUUGAGCUUUGUAGAAUAAAGAAUGUGCUUGAUGAAAUUUUGCACAUGUACAAAAACUCUGAGCUUAAUGAAAUAUUGAAACAUUUAAUUGGUCCCACAUGGGUGGCUACUGGGUUAGAAAUUGACUUCAACACCUUGGUUGCUGGAUGUGAAGUUGCAUCUGGUAAGAUUGGUGAAAUAAUAUCUCUGGAUGGUGAGAAAGAUCAGAAAGUCAACUCCUUCUCUGGUAUUCCUGAUGAAUUUUUUGAGGAUAUGGAGUCUGUAUGGAAAGGUCGAAUAAAAACGACCCACGUAAAUGAUGUGCUUACUUCUGUUGACGAAGCAGCUGAGGCAUUGCAUUUAGCUGUUACUGAAGAUUUCACUCCCAUAGUUUCUAGAAUAAAAGCUUCCAUGUCUCCACUUAAAGCUCCUAAGGGAGAAAUAUCUUAUUCUCGGGAGCAGGAAGCAGUGUGGUUCAAGGGUAAGCAGUUUAUGCCAGAUGUAUGGACUGGUAGCCCUGGAGAGGAACACAUUAAACAGCUAAAGCAUGCUUUAGAUUCUAAAGGUAGAAAGGUAGGUAUGGAAUGGUUUACUACUGCGAAGGUGGAUACUGCCUUAUCAAGGUACCAUGAAGCAAAUGCCAAGGCAAAAUCUAGAGUUUUAGAACUUCUAAGAGAACUUGCUACUGAAUUGCAAUCCCAUAUAAACAUCAUUGUCUUUUCUUCCACAUUGCUUGUAAUUACCAAAGCUUUGUAUGCUCAUGUGAGUGAAGGGAGAAGGAGGAAAUGGGUUUUUCCUACAAUAGUAGAGUCCCAAAAGCUUGAGGAUGGGAAGUCGUUCGACAAAAACUGUGAGAUGAAGAUAGUUGGCUUAUUACCAUAUUGGUUGAACAUAGCAGAAGGAGGUGCUGUGCAUAAUACUGUUGAGAUGCAAUCAUUAUUUCUAUUGACAGGACCAAAUGGUGGUGGUAAAUCAAGUUUACUUCGGUCAAUUUGUGCUGCAGCACUACUUGGGAUAUGUGGACUUAUGGUUCCUGCAGAAUCAGCUCUGAUUCCCUAUUUUGACGCGAUCAUGCUUCAUAUGAAGGCAUAUGAUAGUCCAGCUGAUCACAAAAGUUCAUUUCAGGUGGAGAUGUCUGAACUUCGAUCAAUCAUUGCCGGAACCACUAAAAAAAGCCUUGUACUUGUUGAUGAAAUAUGCCGAGGAACUGAAACUGCAAAAGGGACUUGUAUUGCAGGCAGCAUCAUUGAAACUCUUGAUAGAAUUGGCUGUCUGGGUAUUGUCUCUACUCACUUACACGGAAUAUUUACCUUGCCACUGAAUCUCAAGAACACUGUGCACAAAGCUAUGGGCACAGCGUGCAUUGAUGGACAAACAAAACCUACUUGGAAGCUGACAGAUGGAAUUUGUAAAGAAAGUCUUGCUUUUGAAACUGCCAAGAGGGAAGGAGUUCCUGAGAUUAUUAUCAAAAGAGCUGAAGAUCUUUAUCUGUCAGUUUAUGUUGAGAAGCUGCUUUCUACAGAAAAGUUUGCAAAACAUGAAGAAUUUUCUACUUACAUCAAUGGUAAUAAUUUGAAUGGAACACAUGUUGAUUCCAAAGAAAUUGUAUCGGGAACUUCUAAUGAGGGAAUCUCUUUAGCUAAUCCAAUGGAAGUUUCCCAUAAGGAAGUUGAGAGUGCUAUCACCGUAAUCUGCCAGGAUUUUAUAACGGAACUCCAAAGAAAAAAGAUCACACCAGAUCUUACCAAGAUAAAGUGUUUCCUAAUUGGCACUAGGGAAUGGCCUCCUCCGAUGACUAUAGGCUCUUCAACCGUCUACGUAAUGCUCAGGCCAGAUAGGAAACUCUACGUAGGACAGACGGAUAAUCUCGAGGAUCGAAUUCGUGCACAUCGAUCAAAGGAUGGGAUGCAGGAUGCACCAUUCCUUUAUUUCCUAGUUCCGGGAAAAAGCCUGGCAUGCCAAAUAGAAACUCUGCUCAUCAACCAGCUUCCGAAUCAAGGCUUUGUAUUAAGCAAUAUAGCUGAUGGUAAGCAUAGGAAUUUCGGAACAUCCAACCUUUAUGUGUAACUAUAAACAUCAACAAUCUUUUACUCAAUAUUAUUUUAGCCGGUUAUAUACAACUAAUGGCUUUAAUGAUUAAAGGUUAAUCAUCUUUUAAGUUUUACUGAUGGAAGUUUAGGAAGCAAUGUCUGCAGCAUUUUUGUUGGAAUUAGUUGCUGCAGUUGCGAUUAAUUAUGUCCAUAUCGGCAAUGUAGAGAUUUUUGUAUGAGCUUACAAGUACAGUUGGAAUUCUAUUCAUUAAGGAAUGUCUUUCAUGAAUUUCUCUCGCAUUCAUCAUACUUAAAAGUGUAUUAAUACAGCUUAUUAGCACCACACAUCAUUCAUGUGCAAAAUUGUUUAGUACGCGUGGUUCUUUGAAUUGUUACAUACUAUUGGCCUAGUGGCCAACACUUGCACAAAAAAAUGAGAAGGGGAAGUGGGCGUCGGUUCGAACCCACACACUCACUCAUGUCCCAAUAUCAACUGCACUACAACAUGAGGGACAAUUGUGACAUUACAUGGAUUGGCAAGCUAUUAAGAGAACUGUUUGUACAUGUAUAUAAAUUAGUAAGUUUUUUGCUAUGAUACUUUGACACAGACAGUGAACAUGACACUGAUAUCAGUAAUUUGCUAUGAUUCUUGUAGUAAUGCUCUAAAAACUUCA
Molecule: messenger RNA, 4218 nt
Organism: Trifolium pratense (red clover)
Lineage: Eukaryota; Viridiplantae; Streptophyta; Magnoliopsida; Fabales; Fabaceae
Product: DNA mismatch repair protein MSH1, mitochondrial
Exons: 22
Coding region: 156-3581 (1141 amino acids)
Biological process (GO): mismatch repair
Cellular component (GO): nucleus
Molecular function (GO): mismatched DNA binding; ATP-dependent DNA damage sensor activity; ATP binding
Source: RefSeq, a predicted model, not a curated record